Messenger RNA from Penicillium nucicola, 3729 nucleotides. RefSeq names its product aminophospholipid-translocating P4-type ATPase NEO1. The coding region runs from base 1 to 3729 and encodes 1242 amino acids. NCBI's taxonomy places the organism in Eukaryota, Fungi, Ascomycota, Eurotiomycetes, Eurotiales, Aspergillaceae. Gene Ontology annotation, biological process: retrograde vesicle-mediated transport, Golgi to endoplasmic reticulum; phospholipid translocation; endocytosis. The transcript has a single exon. The record is from RefSeq and is a predicted model, not a curated record. Gene Ontology annotation, cellular component: trans-Golgi network; plasma membrane; endosome. Gene Ontology annotation, molecular function: ATP hydrolysis activity; magnesium ion binding; ATP binding.
AUGCCGUCGUCAGCCGACUACCUACAUCCCCUCGAUCCUGUGCCAGAUGACUUCUCAGAUUCGGAUGAUGAUUUAGACCUGGAAGAGCUUGACCCGGGCACAGCCCAACCCCAUACAUCCCGCGAGUCUCGAGACUAUACCGGCCGCAAACGAGGUUAUGGACCGGGAAUUGCGCUGCGGAAUUUGAGAGUUGGAGUGGGAAGCCGGUGGAGACGCAGCGCAUCGGGACAGGGGGAAUUCGAGGAAGAUACGGACGCUUUGCUAGAGAACCGCGAAGAGGAAGGCCUAGGGGGCUCACAUGCGAGCUCGAGGAAUCUCGCAGACGAUGAUGCACCCCUAUUGGACCGCAGAAGCUCGACACGGAUUUUCAAUGACGAUGAACCCCCCAAAAAGGGUGGCUUUCUAGGGUUCUCCGGAUUCAAGACACCUAGCUUCCUUCAAGGAAAUUCCAUCAAGCUUGGAUCAAACGCGAGCGACUCGUCCAACCAACCUCCCCGCGAAGUACUUGUCGGGCAAUUGCAGGCCGCAAAAUAUCCCGCCAAUGUCGUCUCCAACGCCAAAUAUACACCCUGGAGUUUCUUACCACGAACACUCUACAACGAAUUCUCCUUCUUCUUCAACAUAUACUUCCUCCUGGUGGCCUUGUCUCAGGUUAUUCCCGUGCUACGGAUUGGCUAUAUGUCUUCCUACAUAGCCCCACUGGCCUUCGUGGUUGCUAUCUCCCUGGGCAAAGAGGCACUUGAUGACAUUGGACGGCGUCGAAGAGAUGCUGAGGCAAAUGCGGAAGAAUACUGCAUCAUGUCGCUAAGCACAUCUACUCCAAUGGAACUUACAAAAAAGUCUCGCGACUUGAAAGUUGGUGAUAUUCUUAAAGUUCGAAAGAACCAACGCUUGCCCGCCGAUGUGGUGAUUCUGAAAAGCGUUUCGAACGACUCUGGUACUCCGCGCCAGUCUCUAUCGGCAAAUCCAGAAGCAACUCCGGAUCUGCUUGAAUCUGACCAAGGACCGUCUGAGCUAACCUCCAAGUCUGCGGACAACUCCUCAGCCGGUGAUACCUUUAUCCGUACGGAUCAGUUGGACGGUGAAACGGAUUGGAAGCUUCGACUACCCUCCGUUCUGUCCCAAUCAAUAUCCUUGAGCGACUUCUCUCGAUUGAAAAUCACUGCGAGUGCUCCCGACAAGAGGGUCAACGAGUUCGUUGGUACAAUCGAGUUAAGCUCACCCCCUGGACUUUACGAUGCGCCUCAGCCAAGCGACUCAAUGACCCCCGGCGAAGAUCAAUCUACACCCUCCGCACCUUUGAACAUUGACAACACUGCUUGGGCCAACACUGUUCUUGCUUCCAACACUACUACCUACGCCGUGAUUAUCUACACAGGAUCACAAACCCGCGCUGCCCUAUCAACUUCAGCCUCACGUUCGAAGACCGGCUUAUUGGAAUACGAGAUCAACAACCUCACCAAGAUCCUUUGUAUUCUCACACUCACACUUUCUAUCAUUCUUGUGGGGCUGGAAGGUUUCGAACCUACUAAUGACAAGAAGUGGUAUGUCGCUAUCAUGAUUUAUCUUAUUCUCUUCUCAACCAUCAUUCCCAUGAGUCUACGAGUCAAUUUGGACAUGGCCAAGUCAGUUUACGGGCGAUUUAUCCAACGGGACAAAGACAUCCCGGGUACAGUAGUCCGUACCAGCACAAUCCCUGAGGAUCUAGGGAGAAUUGAAUACCUCCUUUCUGAUAAAACGGGAACCUUGACGCAGAAUGAAAUGGAGCUGAAAAAGAUACACGUUGGUACUGUCUCAUACGCCAAUGAGGCCAUGGAUGAAGUUGCUUCAUUUAUUCGUCAAAGCUUUGCAGGCAAUGGCUUGACUACUCCUUCAACUCCCUAUGGAACUCAAGCUGGCCAGGCCACCGCUCCGCGUACAAGGCGAGAGAUUGGCACCCGGGUACGGGAUAUCAUUCUAGCUCUUGCUCUCUGUCACAAUGUCACACCAACCACCGAGGAAGAAGAUGGCCAAAAAGUAACAAGUUACCAAGCGUCGUCCCCAGAUGAAAUUGCUAUUGUUCGGUAUACCGAAGAGGUCGGACUGAAGCUGUGUUAUCGAGACAGACAAAAUAUUGCUCUGGAAUCUACUGACACCAAGCAAGUUGUCGUUCGCGUUCGCAUUCUUGAUAUCUUUCCAUUCACUUCCGAUAGCAAACGAAUGGGUAUCAUUGUGCAAUUUCAGCAAGAUGAUAAAGGGCUUGAGACGCUCGGCCAAGACAGCGAGAUCUGGUUCUAUCAAAAGGGUGCAGACACUGUCAUGUCGUCUAUUGUGGCAACGAAUGACUGGCUAGAUGAAGAAACAGCAAAUAUGGCCCGAGAAGGUUUGCGAACCUUGGUUGUUGGACGCAAGCGUCUUACGUGGCAGCAGUAUCAAGACUUCUCUGCCAAGUAUAGACAGGCAUCGCUUUCACUGCAAGGACGUGAUGCGGGUAUGAGCAAAGUCGUGAGUGAAUACCUUGAGCAAGACUUGGAGCUUUCCGGAGUGACAGGCGUGGAGGAUCGACUUCAGCGUGACGUCAAAUCAUCCCUUGAGCUUAUGCGUAAUGCAGGCAUCAAGAUCUGGAUGUUGACGGGCGAUAAAGUCGAAACCGCUCGAUGUGUUGCUAUCUCCGCAAAACUGGUGUCCCGAGGUCAAUACAUCCACACUGUGACCAAAGUGACGGACAAAUCAGCUGCGCAAGAAGCCCUUGACUUCUUGCGCAACAAGACUGACUGCUGUCUGUUGAUUGAUGGCGAGUCUCUUACUCUCAUGCUUGGACAAUUCCGAUCAGCCUUUAUCUCGGUUGCGGUUCUGCUGCCUGCUGUUAUCGCAUGCCGAUGCUCUCCCACUCAAAAAGCUGAAAUUGCGGAGUUGAUUCGCCAACACACCAAGAAACGUGUUUGCUGCAUCGGUGAUGGUGGCAAUGAUGUCUCCAUGAUCCAAGCAGCUGAUGUAGGCAUUGGCAUUGUGGGCAAAGAAGGCCGCCAGGCAUCUCUUGCAGCUGAUUUCAGUAUCACUCAGUUCCACCAUAUCACCAAGCUUCUUGUGUGGCACGGCCGCAACUCAUACAAGAGGUCUGCCAAGCUAGCCCAGUUCAUCAUGCACCGUGGUUUGAUCAUCAGUGUCUGUCAGACCAUGUACAGCAUUGCCAGUCACUUUGACCCUAAGGGUCUGUUUAUCAAUUGGCUCAUGGUUGGUUAUGCCACAGUCUAUACCAAUGCUCCGGUCUUUUCUCUCGCCUUUGAUCGCGACGUGGAUGAACGACUUGCCAAUCUUUACCCUGAAUUGUACAAAGAGUUGAAGACAGGCAAAAGCUUGAGCUACCGUUCGUUCUUUGGCUGGGUCAUGAUUUCCGUCUACCAGGGGGCUGUCAUUCAAGGCCUUUCACAGAUUCUCUUGGACACCAUCACUGGCCCGCAACUUAUCAGUCUUUCCUUCACGGCCUUGGUGCUUAACGAGCUGGGAAUGGUUGCCAUCGCCGUCACAACCUGGCACCCCGUCAUGAUCUUCUGCCUGGUUGGCACCUUACUUGUAUACGCAGGCAGCGUCCCCUUCUUAGGCGAAUACUUUGACCUCGGCUUCGUUAUCACCCUGGACUGGUUAUGGCGUGUCGUCGUUGUCCUCGCCGUCGCCCUGGUCCCAGUUUGGGCCGGUAAAAUGAUCAAACAAUCAUGGCACCCGCCAAGUUAUCGGAAAGUCCGUGGAUGA